Myiozetetes cayanensis is the source of this 6048-nucleotide messenger RNA. RefSeq names its product prolyl-tRNA synthetase 2, mitochondrial (gene PARS2). Gene Ontology annotation, molecular function: ATP binding; proline-tRNA ligase activity. The record is from RefSeq and is a predicted model, not a curated record. Gene Ontology annotation, cellular component: cytoplasm; mitochondrion. Lineage: Eukaryota; Metazoa; Chordata; Aves; Passeriformes; Tyrannidae. The transcript has 2 exons. Gene Ontology annotation, biological process: prolyl-tRNA aminoacylation. Bases 4639 to 6048 code for a protein of 469 amino acids.
UAAUCCCUGUUUUGAAAGAGCAGCCACUGAAGGGAGGAUGAAGAUUCAGUGUGCUCUUCCGCCUCAGGAAUUUCACACCCACCUCUAAAAUGCCUUUGUGGCAGCUCUGUAGGCUCAGUGGGAGGUGUUCCUGCCCCACCCCUGGUCAUAGCUGGUACACCUUCUCCCAGUGUUCUUUUCCCAGAGAGAAGCUUCCAGUCUGUCUCCUGAAAUCCAGGCUGCCAAGUACCUCCGCCGUGCUGAAACUGCAGUUCAGGUUCCAAAGCCCUUCUUUAAUCACAUUCUGUGUUGGCCCUGGCUUACAGCUGCAUUUCACAACCCUCUUUUAUUGCCCCAGCAGUAUUUCUGUAGCCUCCCUCACCCACAUCACUGCUCAGGCAUUUCCCUUCAGUCCUCCUUCCUCCUUUGCUUGCUUCUGGAACAAUAGUCAGGAUUUCCUUAAAUCAUUGCAAUUUUACCUGUGUUCCAUUAUCUCCCCCCACCAAAUGAUAAUUGCAGAUUAAUUAGCAUACUUAAUCAGCCACAACUAACAUGUAAUUACACCUAAAUUUAAUUAUUCCAGUCUGGUCUAAACACUUGUACAAGACUUGAUAAAACUUAACUCUGAGAGAACCAGUGUGCUCCGAGUACAUUUUUGUGGCCAGCCUCUGUUACUACUGACAGCUCUGCUCAUCUCACUUUCUCCAUUGCCCUCCAGGUUUUAACUGCCUGCUCUGCUUUGCUGCAGUUGCACUUUUUCAGAUCCAGUUCUCCGUGGAGUUGCAUUGAUGGACCUGGAGCUACUCAGGUAACACCACCCACAGCAGGUAUGUGCAACUCCUUUAAGUAACAGUAGUGUUUGACAGGACAUGUUUAACCCUGAGAGAGCUGCUGUGUGCUAGCAGAUCUUCUGCUGGAGGAUGUGUAGGAUCUGGCAUCAUCUUCUCAAGUAUGUCACAACUAUAAAGUCCACGGUGUAAAUAACUACGUGUCAGAAAAGUUAGACUGCUGACUGCAUAAAGAAAAGUUUUAUUAGCACAGAACAUGAGUUGUUUCCCAUCUCUCAACUUGGAUGCCAGCAUGCUGUAUUUUCAUCUACCCCACCUCAUCUGCUGGCAUCUCUGCCAUUUAUUCUCUGAUUGGGAUUUUCCAAAGCACAGCUGUAAUGUGAAAAGUGAUUUGGGAGCUGGUGCUCAUCAGAGAGAUGUGUUUGAAUUGUAGAUGCCACAUACUGUUCAGAUUGGGUUUUUAUUCCUGUGGGAAUUUGCAGAUUAACAAAGCUGGGUAGUACUAAAAGCUGAUUUCAUCGUACCCUCUCCAUCAUGGGACAGCUUCUGGCUGCCCCACUCAAAGCUGCCAAGGUAUAUUUUGCCAAGACAGAUUUCUGCCUACCUGCUGGAGAUGCAGACAGCCCUUGCAGAGCUGUCAGCCCAUCCUGCCACCACAGCAAGUUCACUAAUCCUGCCCACAAGCGAAGGUGAGGGUGUGGGGCUGUCCCGAGGUCUCUCAUUAGCCUAAUUUACAGCUGCUGCACAGGGUUUUCAUGCUGGAGGUUUCAAAUCCUCUGCAGCCAGAGAGCCUUGUUAUCUUCCUUUCUCAGGCAGGGAAGCAAAGGCACAGCCUUGAAGGUGAUUUUUGUUCAGGGCCAUUGAGCAGUCCAGUACUGGCACUGGGAAUGAGUCCAGACAGCCUGAUUAUCCAUCCACCUUCCAGUUCCUUCCCAAGCUACCUCUAACUCAGUGGAAACUACCUCCCUACAGCUCCACUGCAGGAAAAUUGCAUUUCACAAGGUACAGCCACCACCUCAACAUCUGUGAAGUUCCUUGAGAGCUAGCUGUUCUUUAACCCUCCCGCUAACCCUGCAGGGUGGGGAAGCACCAAGGUCUCCUCACUUUCCUGGGAGGGAGAGAUGUGGCAAUGCCAACCUCCCUGUCCACAGAGGGAACCUGCAGUGGGGAUGCCGAGUGUUUCUCAGUCCUAAUCCAGUGCUUCAAUUACACAUUUGUCCCGUCUGACACCAGUUGCAGUGUCAUUGCCCCCUGUCCUUUAAGUCACUGCAUUCAGAGGACAGGGAAUCCUCUGUGUCGUGCAUCCUGUCUGCCUGUCAGCCCUACCGCAGGGAAGAUGUGGUGCAAUUCCAGCAGUCUUUCUCUCUUGCCCUUGCUCCUAGCCCUGCCCAGGUCUUCUUAGCCACUGACUCAUGAGCUGGGGGCUCCUGGCAGCUCUCAGUUCCCACUGAGGUUCCCCUAGGUUGGGAAAUCCCCCAUGCACCACCCCAAAGUGUUCUCCUGACAACUCUGCCAGCACCAGAGCCGCUCAGCUUGGCAACUGAUACAACAACAUGUGGCGCAUCCUGUCCAAACCAAGCCUGUACUGUAGGGGAGGGAGGAGAGCACACAGUAACCAGUCAGUGACCUCCACCAGCAGUUCUGGCCACAGUGGGCCGUAAAGAGUCGAUUAUCUCUCUGGGCUCGAGCACACUCACCAGUCAUCUACUGCCAGCUGCAGUGAAGGGCGGCCAUGUCACAACCUCCCCACUCAAAUGUGAUCUGAAAGUUCCCCACCAAUUACGAAGGUGUUUUCAUCCUUGACCUCUUUCAAGUUGCCUGUUCCUCACUCUGCUGAAUAAAGGAGAGAAUCCACGUGGCUUCCUGCUGCUCCUCCCUAGCCCCCUAGACUAUUUCAGACUAAAGCUUUCCCUGUCUGCUUUGAGCCUUUUAGGCUUUGUUCUGGUUCUCCAUGGGGAAGCUGCCAAGAUGAAUACAACUCCAGGAAUGGGUACUAUGGCAAGAACUCCUACCUGAACAGGCUCUGCAAUGUGCUGCUGAUGCUGCUAGAGGAAAAACUGGCUUUCAAGCAGCAGAAUGUGACUUUUUUGAGGAUGCAAGGAGCUCUUGGCACCUAAAAGGACUCAAACUCAGCUGCUUUCAUCCAUGAAGUGCAUCUGCUUGCUUGCAGCUGAAGCAGAGCAAAACUAAUGGGAAGGGCUGUCCAAACAUCCCCUGAAAAGGGCAAAGGCCUGAGGAUGCAGGCAGAGGUAAUGUGGUCAUUGCUGAGCUCCUGCUAAGCUUCCCUGCCUAAGGGCAGUGGGUGCUCAGUGUGAGCAGCCCACCUCCCAGGCUUCCACCCCAAGGUGCUCCCAGCUUGAGCUGGGUAUCCCAGACUGUCCUGUGCAAAUGUCCCUGUGCAAGAAGCUGCUUCCCAGCAGGCACAGUCAGUCUGGGAGGUGAGGGGAGCUACAUGGCUAAGUCCAGCUCUCUCCACACAUGCAGCCCUGACCUUACUGCCUGUGUCCCCUGGCCAUGCCUGUAGCCACAUCCCGGCAGCUCUAGUCCCCAAGGACUGUGGUAAUGGUGAAAGCCCUUGCCAUGGCAACCAUCACUGUGGCACCCAGCACCGCGGUUCCCCAGGGAAUGUCCCUUUGCCUUUGCAGACAGGACUGGAAAACAGCAGAGUCAAGGUGGGGAUCCUCGUUGUAAUAGAAACUGUUGUCUGCUCAGGGGGAGCUGUCUGAAAGCACCCAAAGGUUACCUUGGGUAGCUGCCAGGGUGCAGGGGGUGUGGAGUAACUUCACAAGAGGUGAAUAAAUGACAGGACCUAUAACCACUCCAGUAACCCCACUCCAGUGGGCAUAAAAACAUUGUCCUGCAUUUGUGCAGUUACAGUAACACCACUGGAGGGAAUGACAUUAGUGAGCCAGGUGUGUGAGACAGCGCAGGGCUCACGGACCCUACAGGUUGUGUAAGAGCAUGUCCAGGGCCAGAUGGGAUGUGCCACCUCUCUGUGCCAACCCCAAGACCAAACUGCAGGUUCAGCCACUGAAUGACUUGGCCUCUUGCCUUCCCUUACUUCUCCUCCCUAGACCUUGCCUGGUGCUCCCUGGGUAUGCUACAGGAAAGGGAAGGGACUUUUCCACCACCCAGUGGGGUUCCAGGACUGUGGCUUCUCUCACACAGAUCCCUCGAUCGCUUUGGCGAGGAACUGUGCCAGGGACUGAUUCCAGGCAGCUGCCACUGCCUACUCUGUCUUUCCUUCAUCUUCCCCCGAUCCUCAGCAAUUUUACUCUCUGAAAUCCCACAGGGCAAAGAGAGGAGGCCCCAGACAGACAUGUGCACAGCACACCCCUCUCAGGCCACUCUUGUUUGGCCUCAAUGGCAUAAAUCAGCCCUACCAGAGCAGCGGGUGAGCAGUUUGGUGAAAGGCUGCAGGGGCAGCAGUACCUUUAUUAGGUUCCCCCAGCACAGCUGGAAAAAAUAAGGAUCACAGAGAGGCUUUCAGGCACAUAACCCCCAAGCUGAGCCCCGCAUUCACUCCUGUCUGCUGAUUUAAUAAGAGAUCAGCUUUCCCCACAGACCACAUAUCCUGAAUAGCCUUAAACCCUCCUGGUUAAAAUGCUGCCCCAGCGAAUCAAUCCAAGAUGGUUUUGUCCCUUUGAUCAGCACAGCAGGCAAUAAGUCACUGAUGGAAAUGUGUUUCACCUCUCUGGCUCCAACAGGCAAUAGAAAUGGAGACAACCCUCCCAUCCCGAACUGCCUGGUGAAAAUCUUCCACUUCCUGGGCAAGCGGGAGAUGGCCAAAAGGAUAUGCAAUGUGGCACUGGAGGUCCUGUGAGACAGCUCAGCUGGCAGGUGCAGGCUCCGGGCCCUCUCCAGCAGCACCAUGGAGGCCUUGCUCAGAAGAUGCUGCCUCCCUGUGCUGGGCACCCCCCAGCCCGUCAGGCCCCGGCACAGCAGUGCCCCAGGCAGGCCCAGGUGGCUGCUCCUCUCGCAGCUCUUCCAGCCCCUGUCGCUGCCGGUGGACAGCGAGGCGGGGUGGGAGGGCAGGCCUGGGGAGCCCACGUGCCGCAGCCAGCGCCUGAUGCUGCAAGGGGGGCUCAUCCACCCCGCCAGCCCCGGCUGCUACUGCUAUCUGCCGCCCACCGUGCGCGCCAUGGAGAAGCUCAUCAGGGUGAUGGACGAGGAGAUGCAGGCCCUGGGUGGGCAGAAGCUGAACCUGCCCAGCCUGAGCUCGGCGGAGCCGUGGCGCGCCAGCGGCCGCUGGGACCAGAUGGGGCCGGAACUGUUCCGGCUGGUGGACCGGCACAACCACAGCUACUGCCUGGGCCCCACGCACGAGGAGGCGGUGACGGAGCUGGUGGCCUCUCAGAGCAGCCUGUCCUACAAGCAGCUCCCGCUGCGCCUCUACCAGGUCACCAGGAAGUUCCGGGACGAGCCCAAGCCCCGCUUUGGGUUGUUGCGCAGCCGGGAGUUCUACAUGAAGGACAUGUACACCUUCGACGCCUCUGAGGAGGCGGCUCGGCACACCUACGGCCAGGUGUGUGACGCCUACUGCCGCCUCUUCAGCCGCCUGGGGCUGCCGUUCGUCAAGGUGCAGGCAGCCACGGGCAGCAUCGGCGGCACCACGUCCCACGAGUUCCAGCUCCCGGCAGACAUCGGCGAGGACAGGCUUGUGCUGUGCCCUGAGGGACAUUUUGCAGCCAACGUGGAGACGUUAAACGGGGAGCAAACCUCCUGCCCCACGUGUGGGGAGAGGCUCACCAAGACCAAAGGGAUUGAAGUGGGGCACACGUUUUUUCUGGGCACCAAGUACUCCUCAGUCUCCAACGCCGUCUUCUCCUCACACGAGAACAAGCCCCAGCUGGCACAGAUGGGGUGCUACGGCCUGGGUGUCACACGGAUCCUGGCGGCCUCCAUCGAGGUGCUCUCCACGGAGGACAGCAUCCGCUGGCCGAGCCUCAUCGCGCCCUACCAGCUCUGCUUCAUCCCCCCCAAGAGGGGCAGCAAGGAGGAGGAGGAGGGAGUGGCACGGCUGGAGCAAGUGUACGACCACCUGGCCAAAGCGCUGCCCCACCUCGCCACUGACUCGGUGCUGGAUGACAGGACACAGCUGACCAUUGGCAAAAGACUGAAGGAUGCCAACAAGCUGGGCUAUCCCUACGUGGUCAUAGCUGGGAAGAGGGCUUGCGAGGACCCCCCGGUCUUUGAGGUUUGGAAUCAGAAUGCUGGCGAGGUUUUGUUCCUCACCAAGGAGGGUGUCACUGAGUUGCUGAGUAAAGUGCAAGUCCCUUAA